Molecule: messenger RNA, 2774 nt
Organism: Linum tenue
Lineage: Eukaryota; Viridiplantae; Streptophyta; Magnoliopsida; Malpighiales; Linaceae
Source: the annotation of a GenBank genome assembly
CAAUUUCUCGUUGAUCUGCGCUCAAACAGUGCAGAAAACGCACCACUUCAUAAUCCCACUUCCGCAGCUGGCCUAAUUAAUCGGAAGUAGCAACUCCAAGAAAAUCCAGCAUUCGACGGCGGCGGCGGCGGCGACGAAGAAGAUGACGAUGAAGCAAUGGCUGUUCCACCACCAGAAUCAGUCUCAGAGGAUGGCAUUCGCUGGCGUUUUCGCCAUUCUUCUCCCAAUUUUCUUCCCCCAUCUCUUCCGUCCCCUCGGCCGAGCCUCGCCGUCUCUAUUCUCUGAAUGGAUUGCUCCGAGACCAAGGCACUUGCCUCUGCUAAAAGCUGCUUUGAAUCGUCACAUUGUAAGUAGGUGCCUGUUCUUCCCAUCCUCCAUGAUCCUCUGUAAUUUAGCAUUCUUCGCUCGGUUUUCUAUCAAUUUUGGUGAAAGUAGCUGCCUUUGGUAUUGUAGCCCAUUAGACAACAGUCUGAGCUUUGGGCUCCUUUGCCUGACCAAGGAUGGAAAGCUUGUAAUGAACCAACUACUGUCUCUUGUAAGUUAUCAGUCUUCAGAAUCCAAGCAUUCAUUACCUGCAAAUUCACAAGGGUAUAUACAAGUCUUCCUGGAUGGUGGGUUAAACCAGCAAAGAAUGGGAGUGUGUGAUGCUGUUGCAGUUGCUAUGAUACUCAAUGCAACACUUGUUGUUCCGCAUCUUGAUUUGAACCCUGUUUGGCAAGAUUCAAGUUCAUUCAGCGACAUAUUUGAUGUGGAUCAUUUUAUCAAUGUUCUGAGUAAUGAAGUCAAAAUAGUUAAAGAACCACCCAGAGAGUAUAGUUGGAGCACUAGAGAGUACUAUGCGACAGGUAUACGACCUACCCGAAUCAAAACAGCUCCUGUCCAUGCUUCUGCUCAGUGGUAUCAAGAAAAUGUCUUGCCUGUACUUCAGAGCUAUGGAAUAGUGGCAAUUGCCCCCUUUUCUCAUCGCUUGGCCUUUGAUCAGCUGCCUACUCACCUCCAGCGGCUGAGAUGUAAAGUGAACUUUGAAGCACUAGCAUUUGUUCGUGAUGUCAAAGUGUUAGGAGACUUGAUUGUUAAUCGUCUUCGCAAUACCCAUCACCAAGCCUUGGGAUCAGGGUUAAGGGAAAACAUUGAUGGUUCUGGACAUGAAGGCUCAGGAAAAUACGUAGUAUUACAUCUUCGAUUCGAUAAAGAUAUGGCUGCUCACUCAGCCUGUGACUUUGGUGGAGGUAAAACUGAAAAGCUUGCUCUGGCAAAGUACCGACAAGUGCUUUGGCAGGGAAGAGUGUUGAACUCUCAGUUCACAGACAAUGAGUUAAGGAGUCAAGGGCGUUGUCCAUUAACACCUGAAGAGAUUGGGCUGCUUCUGGCAGCUUUAGGCUUCAGCAACAAUACUCGCCUCUAUCUCGCAUCCCACAAGGUCUAUGGUGGAGAAGCAAGGAUUGCUACGUUGAAGCAGUUAUUCCCUCUGAUGGAAGAUAAGAAGACUCUUGCUUCGGCAGAUGAACUGGCUAAGGUUGAAGGGAAAGCUUCUCUAUUAGCUGCAGUUGAUUAUUAUGUCAGCUUGAAGAGCGACAUAUUCAUAUCUGCUUCACCUGGAAACAUGCACAAUGCAUUGGUGGGACACAGAGCCUAUUUGAAUUUGAAGACCAUAAGGCCAAACAUGGUGCUGUUAGGGCCAUUGUUCCUGAAUAAGAGCAUGGUUUGGCCAGACUUUGAAGCUGCAGUUCUCAACGGUCACAGAAAUAGACAGGGCCAGAUUAGGCUGAGAAAGGAGAAGCAAUCCAUUUUCACCUAUCCUGCACCUGAUUGUAUGUGUAAAUCAUAACUUGCACGAUUUGUUGUUUGAAAAAAAAACAUGGGCAGUCGUGUUUGUUAGAUCAUUGAGGCCCUUCGAUCCGACAUCAUGCUUUCUGGCUUCUGCAACUUGUAUAUUCAUGCAACUGCAGCCUGCAGUUCUGUCAGUGACGGCCGUUUGUUAGAUCAUUGAGGCCCUUCGAUCCGACAUCAUGCUUUCUGGCUUCUGCAACUUGUAUAUUCAUGCAACUGCAGCCUGCAGUUCUGUCAGCGACGGCCGACGGACGUCAAGUAGCUCACUAUUUCGAUAUAUAAAUUGACAGAUUCACAAGGGUGGCAGUGGCUUAGAAACGAAGAAACUGAUUCUUGACUUCUUUCUACUAGGAGAGAAUACAUAUGUUUUAUAACGCAUUAGUUUUGAACUUCUGAUCUACUGUACUUGCAUUUUCACAUCUUUCCCCAGAGCUACAGAAAGCUAUACACACAGACACGGGCAAAAGGGGGAUAGGAAAAUAAAAUAGGCUCGAAUGAACUCCUACACGCCAGGCUUGAAAAACACAGCUGCCGCAUUUCCUGCACAGAAGUUAAAUCGACGACGAAAAAUAAAACCAAUAUGCUACAUUACUAAUCAUCUCACUCCCCACUCAAUCUGCCGUCGCCUGAGAAACUAUGGCUUGUCAACGUCUGACUUGUCCUUUUUAUCAGUACUGCUAGGAGAUGAUGAUCCACCUCCGUUCCUGCUAGCAGCUAGCUCCUUUGUUUCGACAGACGGAGGAGUUGUCUCUUUUUCUUCUUCGUCUUCUUCUUCAAUUGGAAGCACCCGCUUCGACCCUUCCAGUGCAACUCCUAGUACUAUGUUCUCCUCCAAUGAGGUAGGCCUUGCAGUUGUCGACGCAGCAGCAGCAGACUUCUCCACAACCUGCUCAGAAGGUUCACUGCUCAAAAUGGAGUUCGUUGGCGGCUUAUCAGAUGGUGGU